Molecule: messenger RNA, 681 nt
Organism: Cladophialophora bantiana CBS 173.52
Lineage: Eukaryota; Fungi; Ascomycota; Eurotiomycetes; Chaetothyriales; Herpotrichiellaceae
Exons: 3
Coding region: 1-681 (226 amino acids)
Biological process (GO): translational initiation
Cellular component (GO): cytoplasm; eukaryotic translation initiation factor 4F complex
Molecular function (GO): translation initiation factor activity; RNA 7-methylguanosine cap binding
Source: RefSeq, a predicted model, not a curated record
AUGGCCGAAGUCGAAAUGCCUCAGCCGGUUCCCGGCCCUGUUUCAAACGAAAAUGCAGCACCCUCAACAUCGGAUGAUAUCAAGACCAUCUUCCACGACGUCAACAACUUCAACGUCAAGCAUCCUCUACUCAACACAUGGAGUCUCUGGUUCACCAAACCGCCCUCCUCGAAAGGCGACAAUUGGAACGACUUGUUGAAGGAGGUGAUCACAUUUGACACAGUCGAAGAAUUUUGGGGGGUAUACAAUAACAUCACAGCCACCUCUGACCUUGCUGUCAAAUCUGACUAUCACCUCUUCAAGCGGGGGGUGCGACCCGAGUGGGAAGACCCUCAGAACAAGCACGGUGGCAAGUGGUCCUACACAUUCAAGGAUAAGAAGGCCGUCAACAUUGACGAGCUAUGGCUGCACACCCAACUGGCUGCCAUCGGAGAAACUUUGGAAGACGACGGGGACAACGAGAUCAUGGGUGUUGUGGUCAACGUGCGAAAAAGCUUUUACCGAAUUGGAUUAUGGACUCGCACGACCGGAAAAGCCGGUGGAAAAGACACGCUGAUGAAGAUCGGUGCCCGGUUUAAGCAAGUCCUUCAAAUCCCCGACAACGAUCAGCUCGAGUUCAGUGGCCACACCGACGCUGCACAUGCAGGCAGCACUCGCGCAAAGACAAAGUAUACUGUUUAA